AUGUUUCGCAGAGAACAGCCUAUCUACGAGUCGUCCAGAGAGCACUGUGAAAGGGAUUUGGUCAAUGAGGUGCAACUUCUCACCUUUGAUGUGAGCCAUCGAUAUGUUUUGCUUGUGGAAAACGGUCCUGAUGAAUGGAGGCUUCCGGGAUUUCUUUCUGACAAAGUAGAUGCCACCCCGAUACCGGGUAUGUGCAGCACUGCUAAGACAGUCGUUGGUAUAGACUUUCCGUUCAAUGUUCAUCGACAGUACCACACUGUCCUGAGGUAGGAGUUGCUAUCUUGAUAUUCUUGUCGUUUCCGCCCUUUCCCACUCGUAUGCCAACAUUCUUCUUCUGCCUACAUCAUGAACAUGGUGGCCUUGAUGUGCAAAGUCUGCGGUCGCAUUGAGCCAUUGGAGAAUCUUUCUACGCGCACUGGGACAGAGAAAAAGAAAGAUCAUGUGAAGAAAUAUCACAAGACCGACGGAAAGAAGGCCACCGACUGCUAGGAUUGGAAGAGAUGUCCAUCUACAGCGAACAGCCUAUCGACGAGUCGUCCAGAGCACGCUGUGAAAGAGAUCUGGUCAAUGAGGUGCUACUUCUCACCUUUGACGUGAUCGGCGUCGGCGGCAUUCGUUCCGUCAGUCUUGUGAUAUUUCCGCACAUGAUUUUCUACUGCUGUGUCGCAGCGCGCGUAGAAGACUGACUUUCCAAUGGCACAGUGCGACCGAAGACUUUGCACAUCACGGCCAUCGUGCUCUGUCUGCUACGAAUCCGGUGACAGCGGUGCAGUGUGCGUAUGUCCCGUUAUCAGAAGAUGGAUUAGCGUUUCAUAAAGCCGGGUGAUGCAUGCAGAACGGGAACCGAACACUUCCAUGCCUCUACUGUCGUCCUAACCAUGAUGCUCCCCCCAAAACUUUCGCACUUUCUUUUGUGCUCAUUAUGAAGCGCAUACAGCUGAUGCCAACUUCAGAGCCGCUCGUCACAGACUACAACGUCGUGCACGUUGACUCAGCCCAAAAAUAUGUGGUCACCCUUUCCUUCUUCGGUCAUAACAGCAAGAAACAAACACUUUCCUCUAGGCACUGAAGGGCGUCUUCUCGUAGAGCACCGUCUUCCGCUUCCCUAGCCAUGUCCAAGUAUCUAUAUGCUCGCACGAGCGACGCAAGAUCGGAUACUUUCUUCGUCAACCUAAACAAUCCGUCAAUGUCAUCUAUGUCCAUUUCUUGUGCAUAGACCUCCAGCAACUCCCGGUUGCACCGGUGCACAUCAAACAAAGGAUGGCUUUCGAAAGAGUUUGUCAAAGUCAAAAACCAGAACCCUGGACCCUCAUCGGCGCUCUUCCUGGUUAGGUUCCCUUCCAACGUGUCAUUACGUAUCAAACAGGUAGGCAUUUCCAAAUCAAUAAGUUCCGUCAGAUCAUUUUGCAG
Molecule: messenger RNA, 1410 nt
Organism: Chondrus crispus (carragheen)
Lineage: Eukaryota; Rhodophyta; Florideophyceae; Gigartinales; Gigartinaceae
Exons: 2
Coding region: 1-270 (89 amino acids)
Source: RefSeq, a predicted model, not a curated record